UUUUAGGAUAUUUGUCAAGUGUUAUUAAAUAAGGGUGUUGGGAGACGUUUUUACAAAAGUGAGCCUUCAUCUCUUUCACCUUCUUCUUCUGCCAUUGACCUAGCCGCGGCCAACUCCCCACCUUCUACGAGCUGCUUUCGUCGGUAGGAGUUCUGCCGCCGCACGCUCGGUCAGCCACCGCUCCGAACGCACGCCGCAAGUCGCACGUAGUCUGCCGCUGUUGUCCGUCGUUCUUCAAGCCUCUCACAGUCACCUAUUGUGACGUCACCGGUGCUAGCCUUGUUUGAAUCGUAGUUUCAAGGUUCAGUUUGGUACUUUCUGGUGAGUUUUGUGGGUUUUCUUGAAGAUUUAUACUACCCACCUACGUUGGCUUCAAAUUAUUAAUAUCCAUUAUGUAUGGUUAAUUGGGAUUUUAGAGCCUUGUUAACUGUUGUCCGACGGUAAUUGAGGAGUGUUUUGUCUAAUUUUGGUGAGUGUAUGUGAGAACUACAAGUUUGUCUUUAGAAUUUUGGUUUAAGGGUUGAAUACCCAUGAAUUUGGGAAAUAAAAUUUUGGGUAAAGUGUGUUCUUGGGUUAUUUUGGUAACCCGUUAAUUAUGAGUUUGGAUAUAUGGUUUUGUGGUAACUCGGCUGUUUUCAUUCUUGAGUAGUUGAGUUUUUUGAAUGAUUCAUUCAGCUACUGAAAAAUCCCAUCUCCAUUGACCAUUCGUUCACAAAUUCUGAAUUUUCAUAAUGAACAACUUGUUCUUUUCCUCCUUAAUUCUUCAAUACCGAUGCCAAAGCCCCAAGCUUUUUCUGUACCAUCAAUGGCGAGGAAUAGCCAAGGUUCGUCUCAAAUGGGUUAAGAAUCGGAGUCUCGAUCACAUCAUUGACACGGAGACUGAUUUGAAGGCCGCUUGCCUUCUCAAGAACGCCAUUAAGCGCUCCUCUACUGGCUUUAUCACUGCCAAAUCCAUCGCCAAUUGGCAAAAGCUACUUGGCCUCACCAUCCCUGUUAUUCGAUUCAUUCGGAGGUACCCAACUCUCUUUCACGAAUUUCCUCAUUCUCGUUAUGCUAAUCUGCCUUGCUUUCGUUUGACGGAUACCGCACUACUGUUAGAUCAGGAAGAGAGUAGUAUACAUCAAUUUCACGAGAGUGACACUGUUGAAAGACUUUGUAGAGUGCUUAUGAUGAUGAAAACUAGGGUUCUUCCACUUCAAUCCUUGCGUCCCUUAGAAUGGGAUCUUGGUCUGCCAUGUGAUUUUGAGAGGUCAUUGGUUCCAAGGUAUCCAGAUCAUUUUCAAUUAUUUAAGGCCUCCAAUGGGGAUUGGUGUCUCCGGCUUAAGGAAUGGCGUGAGGAAUUUGCAGUUUCAGCCUUGCAAAGGAGCAAUGAGAGUUCUGGAUUGGGGGAUGCAUAUAGGCAAUUCAAAAGGGGGUGUACCACAUUGGCUUUUCCUCUGAGUUUUCCAAGGGGAUAUGGGGCACAGAAUAAGGUAAAAGCUUGGAUGGAAGAGUUUCAGAAGUUACCUUACAUUUCUCCAUAUGAGAGUUGUAGGCAGAUCGAUCCCAAUAGUGAUCUCAUGGAGAAAAGAGUUGUUGGGGUUCUACAUGAGCUUUUGAGUUUGACUCUUCACAAAAAAACUAAAAGAAACUAUUUGAGAAGCUUGAGAGAGGAAAUGAAUCUCCCUCACAAGUUCACUCGAAUCUUCACCCGAUAUCCUGGAAUUUUUUAUCUCUCCUUGAAGUGUAAGACCACCACUGUGUCUCUCAAAGAGGGGUAUCAACAAGGAAAGCUAGUGACCCCUCAUCCGUUGACAUGUGUAAGGGAGAAGUUUUAUCAUGUCAUGAAGACUGGGCUGUUAUACCGUGGGAAAGGCGCUGCAUUGUUGGAAAAGGAGGGCAUUUUGCUUAAUAAUACAGCAGAGGAGGCGGAGGCGGAAGGUGGUUCAAAUACUGAAUCAGAUGAGAUAGGUUAUGAUGAAUGUUUGGAGGAUGACAACUCACAAUUAGAGGAAUCUGAUUCAGAUUAAUAGACCAAACAUUGGACUCAGAUAAAUGGAUCCUUCCUUUGCUAGUUGGCCAAAAAGAGGCACAAAAAUCAAUGCCUCCGGCUCCUAUUUAUCUAUAUGAAAAACAGAAGAAAAAUAUGGGUUUGAACCAAAUUAGUUUCUUUAGAAGAAGCAUUAUUGUCAAUAGCAAAGACCUAAUACAACUGACAUCUGUUUGAACAUUUGCUGCCGGAGGCAAAUCAAAGAAGGGAUCUAAAGGGGGUGCAGCUGCUAAUGCUCCUAAAGCGUCGAUACUAAGUAAAGAGGUGACGUCUACUACUGUAAUUGGUGCCAAUAUUCUCAAAGAAGUUGCAGACUCAAAACUUAUGGCAGACUCAGGGUACUACUCUGUUUGGCUGUGGCAUUUGCUUGAUAAACAUCCACCUCUAAGCAAGCACAUUGCGGAGGAAGAAUGUCAGAAACCCUUUCCCAACGGAUCUCAAACACUUCGGUAAAUUGGAUAGUCGAGAAAGAAUCAAGGAAAACAGCUUUAUUAAGGCCAAGAGUUGAUGUAACAAUUUAGUUAGAGGCACACUUUCUUAUUGUUCCCCUUGUGGAUGUAAAGCCCCUCAUGUGGAAUGAUUGUUAAUAACUAGCAAGUCUCAUCUUUGUUGAUUUGUGCUGCUAUCACAUUUUCUUUCUUUC
Messenger RNA from Cucumis melo (muskmelon), 2672 nucleotides. Its product is annotated as protein WHAT'S THIS FACTOR 9, mitochondrial. The record is from RefSeq and is a predicted model, not a curated record. Bases 732 to 2009 code for a protein of 425 amino acids. The transcript has 2 exons. NCBI's taxonomy places the organism in Eukaryota, Viridiplantae, Streptophyta, Magnoliopsida, Cucurbitales, Cucurbitaceae. Gene Ontology annotation, molecular function: RNA binding.